AUGAUCACCACUGGUAUUAUUGUUGCUAUUGUUGUGGUUGUGGUUCUCUUUGUUGUGACUGUAUGUAUUGCAGGGUUUUGUUUCUACAGGAAAAAAAUCCUUGCUAAAAGAAGUCAAAGAAGAAGUGUAAACUCAGAUUUUCCUACUAAUGUUAAUGAUGACCAUAAGAAGGAUACUAAAUCCCAAGAUGGUUCCAAUAAUCUACAAAAACAAACAAAACCACCCUAUUUCCCUAAUAAUACGGACUCCAGUAGUUCAAGCAGUGGUCUUAGUGGUUUUACUUCAACUGAUUCUUCUGAUGUUUCUACUAAUGCUGAGAAUGAUAAAUCAAAGUCACUUUUAAAGUUAUGGUCAGAGGUAUUAUCUACAACAACUUUUGGACCCCUUGUGGAGUCUCUCGAAGGAAGUAGUUCCUCAAGUUCUUUAUCUGCUCCCCAUGUAAAGACAGAGAAAGUAAUAUAUGAACGGGAAGAGAGAAAAGAAUCACUGGGUGAAACAGAAUCCCUUUAUUCUUUGGUGGAAACAUCAAGAAGAAGGGAUAGAGCUUUUUCAAGGAACAAAGAAUAUACGGCGGAAUAUCGCAAAGGUGACAAAACACGGGAUUUACAUCCUUCUGUGUUUGAUGAUGUUUCAUAUUCACAAAGACAGCUUGUUUUCUUCGAUAUUCCGUCGGGAUCUGACAAUUUGGAUGGGUUCACCUUAGGUGAAACCCAAAGUACUGCAGAUGGAGAGGGAGAUAGAUUUGGUAUUGAGAGGGAACUCACAUUGUCAAAUUCCCCUUCAGACUUGCUGUUCACACCUGUUGUAUUAUUGGUAAAGGAUGGUAGUAUUGGUGGUAAUGAUGAAAAAUAUGAAAAGGAAGAAAAAGAAAAAGAAGAAGAAGGCACCUCAGUGGAUAUUUGGCAAUAUGGUGACUCAGUAAACGAAAUGAACGAACAAGGGUAUUCUUCUCGUUAUGAUUUAUCUAUGAAAGGUUCCUCUUCUUUGAUGGAAAAAAAGACCACAUUGUCUUUUGAUACUCCAAUGGUGGGAAUUUUUCUGUUGGGUAAAUCCUAUAUGAGAGAGAAGGAAAAAGCAAGAAGAAACACUACUGUUAAUAAACAUUUCUUCCAUAAUCUACAAGGAGCGGCGCAAGCACCUUAUGGAGGUGUAUCGCCUAAUGGACCCUUCUUGGGUAAAGAUGAUCCUAACAUGGAUUCUUUCCCAGUAAUCAUAAGUACAAAAAAGAAUGAAGAUUCUUUUAAUGUUUUUUAUGAUUCAACAACAAGUUUUUCCGAUUGUUUGAUAUGGAAAUCCCCCAAUUCUGCAGAUAAGCAAGAUGGGAAUUGGCUUUCUAAACUUCCAAGUGAGAAAAAAAAUUCUUCCAAUUCACUAUGGUCCUUCAGUGAUAUGUUAUCAAAUAGCAGGAGAAUUAAUAGGUGGGUGAGGAUGGAAAAUUACUACAAUCAGGGUUGUGCAGAUAUCAUACCUUCAUCACCUCGUGAAAGACUGAGUAUUGAGGAUGGAGUCUCGCAGGAAGGUUCCAUAACAUCCGAUCCUUACAUGCUAUAUUUUUGUUGGUAUGAUCCAUUUGAUGUUAAAGGCGAAAGGGAUCCUCGAAGAGAACCUUAA
Messenger RNA from Trypanosoma theileri, 1611 nucleotides. RefSeq lists its product as uncharacterized. Lineage: Eukaryota; Euglenozoa; Kinetoplastea; Trypanosomatida; Trypanosomatidae. The transcript has a single exon. The record is from RefSeq and is a predicted model, not a curated record. The coding region runs from base 1 to 1611 and encodes 536 amino acids.